This is a messenger RNA of Exophiala aquamarina CBS 119918, 768 nucleotides long. Its product is annotated as ubiquitin-activating enzyme E1. The coding region runs from base 1 to 768 and encodes 255 amino acids. Gene Ontology annotation, molecular function: glutathione transferase activity. Lineage: Eukaryota; Fungi; Ascomycota; Eurotiomycetes; Chaetothyriales; Herpotrichiellaceae. The transcript is spliced from 2 exons. The record is from RefSeq and is a predicted model, not a curated record. Gene Ontology annotation, cellular component: cytoplasm.
AUGGGAGAGAAAGGCUGGCGAUUUGCCACGUCCGUUGAAAAUCUUCCCGGCGAUGAUGUGACUCCGGAUCCAUUGCAUCCAGGUUACAACCAUAUCCGCGAUAUAUAUCUUUCCGUUGAUGCGGACUAUCAGGGACGUUUUUCAGUGCCGAUGUUGUGGGAUAAACAGAGUCAGACUGUGGUUAACAACGAGUCAGCUGAGAUUAUGAGAAUGCUGAACACUGAAUUUGAUGGGCUUUUGCCGGACUCGAAUAAGUCCAAGGUACUUAAUCUCCUACCGAACGACCUUCUGAGCAGAAUUGAAGAGACCAAUCUAUGGAUUUAUGAGGAUAUAAACAACGGUGUAUACAAAUGUGGAUUCGCAUCGACACAAGGAGCAUAUAACCGCAACGUAACACAGUUAUUCAAAUCCCUCGACCGGGCCGAAUCGGACCUCGCAGGUUCAUCUGGUCCAUUCUAUUUUGGUGAUUUACUCACUGAGACCGACAUCAAGCUCUACACGACUCUGAUCCGCUUCGACCCAGUCUACAUUCAACAUUUCAAGUGCAAUAUCCGAGACAUCCGUUCUGGCUACCCAAAUAUUCAUAAAUGGUUAAGAAAUUUGUACUGGACGAUUCCUGCAUUCUGCGAAACUACAGAGUUUGAGCACAUCAGGAACCAUUAUACAAAAAGUCAUAAGAAUAUCAAUCCAUCGGCAAUCACGCCUGUCGGCCCUAUGCCUAACAUCUUAGAGCUGGAGCAAGAGGUUGGCGCUGUGCGAAAGACGUAG